Molecule: messenger RNA, 2598 nt
Organism: Notothenia coriiceps (black rockcod)
Lineage: Eukaryota; Metazoa; Chordata; Actinopteri; Perciformes; Nototheniidae
Product: PDZ and LIM domain protein 5-like
Exons: 6
Coding region: 54-791 (245 amino acids)
Biological process (GO): muscle structure development; actin cytoskeleton organization; heart development
Cellular component (GO): adherens junction; stress fiber; filamentous actin
Molecular function (GO): muscle alpha-actinin binding; actin binding
Source: RefSeq, a predicted model, not a curated record
AGGAGGGAAAGGAGCCAGAACUCAGCAGCCAUGAGUCAGCAGUUAUCAAAACCAUGACCAAAGGACCGCCUGCAAUCCAGGGUCGAGUCCCAAAGGCUGGUUUAAUCACCCCAUCUUCUGGUAUAAAGGGUAAUGGAAGUGCCAGUGUCCCCAGGGGUCCUGUCCCAACCCGGCCUUUACCUCAGCCCCAUCCUAAAGAUGAGGACACCCUGGUCCAGAUGGCAGAACACAUCCCUGCUGGUUUUCGUACGCCCAUGUGUGCCCACUGCAAUAUGGUCAUCAGAGGGCCAUUUUUGGUAGCAUUGGGAAAGUCAUGGCAUAAGGAGGAAUUUAACUGUACCCACUGCCGUAAAUCUCUGGCAGAUAUAGGCUUUGUGGAAGAACAGGGCACUGUCUACUGUGAACAUUGCUAUGAAGACUUCCUCGCUCCAACAUGCAGCCGCUGCCAGGACAAGAUACUUGGGGAGGUGAUAAAUGCCCUCAAACAGACGUGGCAUGUCCACUGCUUUCUGUGCGCUACCUGUCAGCAGCCAAUCAGAAACAACACCUUCCACCUGGAGGAAGGCGCGCCAUACUGUGAACAAGAUUUUUACAGUAUGUUCGGUACCAGCUGCCAUGGCUGUGAGUUCCCCGUUGAGGCUGGAGACAAGUUCCUAGAGGCCCUUGGUUACACCUGGCAUGAUAACUGCUUCGUCUGCGCUGUGUGCUGCAUUACUCUGGAAGGCCAGACCUUUUUCUCCAAGAAGGACAAACCUCUUUGCAAGAAACAUGCUCACACACUGAAGAUAUGAUUGUUCAGUGGUGUUGGACUUUCCUCACACAAUUUCUAGCUAUACAUUCCCCCUUGCUUAUGGGGUGGGAAGGCCUCUUAAAAGUUCAUGGGACAGUAAAAGACAAGCACUACUUACAUAGUAACAUAGCAGCCAGAAUAAGGAAAACACUACCAUGUUUGCAAAAGUGAACUUACCCUUCUAUGGGACACAGAACCAUUGUAAGUCAAAAACUACCAGACUUUCCUAUCCAUUUUCUACUAUAAGCAGCAAAGCUGGCAGUAAAGAAUCCUUGUUUUUAUCAUCUUUCAUCAAAAAUAGAGAUUUUUAUCUGGAUUUUUGUUCUGACACAUUAAAAAGUAGAGCGUUUUUUCUGUUAUUAGUGCAAUGUCUGUUUUCAACCAAAAGAAAUCCUGAAAGUCAUACAUUUAAUAAUACAAAUAAUGUUUUGAUCCUGGUCUCUUUUUCUUUAUUCUUUUUUUUAUUCGUAUCUCAGAAGUAAGAACCUUUUAAUAACAUCAUAUUGAGUAUUGUAAAUCAGUGUACAAAGACGCUUGGGUAGUAACCUUUUGAUUCACACAACACUUGAAAUGAUACAGUACCAGAAAUGCGUGAAAAUAUACCAUAUAUUAAUAUCUAUUCUAUGGGAACACAGUAAGAGUAGGUUAUUGGACAAUUAUUUCAUGAGUUUAUUAUUGUUUGUUUGAAUGUUUGUGUUGCUGGAAUCAAAUGUAACAAUCUGAUCUGCAGCUAUUAAAACAAAAUACACUCGGACAAUUCUUGUAUCACUUGUUUGAAUACAGGUGAGCUGGAUGUCUGAUGUUAUGGUAAAACCUCUUGUUUUCUUAAAUAAUUUAAUGUAUUUUAUGUUCUCAUGUGUUACUUGUUAAAUGUUACCAGUUUCAAAACAAUUCAUUACCUAAAUGGCCCAUGACAUGUAGAUGAAUUACAAUAUAACAACAUAUAAAGCCUGUAUUAUGUAUAUCCAUGUAUUUCUCCUUAUUUUGAUACUAUGAUAUGUUUUGAUUAUUGCAUAGUAUUGAGUGCCAUAUUGUAUAAUUUGUCAUAUUCAUAUUUUUAGUAUUUUACUCAUAUUAUAAUAUAAAUAUUUAUUUUCAAUGGUAUAAUAACGGCAUACAUUUCUGCUUGAUGCAUUUAUAAAAGUGAAAAGCUCUUUCUGUCAUGGCCUGCAGGAAAAUAGGGUCAAACAUAUUCUUAUUGUAGUAAACAGUAUUUUUAUUCUGUUUUUAGAGGUAAGAUAUGUGUUAUCUGCAAACAUAAAUUAAUUUACUGUUUAGGGAACUGGGUUUUUGCUUUUUAGGGAAUGGUGCAGGGAAUGGUGCAGGGAAUGGAUGUGGAGGGGGGUAGACGAAUAGACAUUUUGUUGCUAUGGUCUAUUCUUUUUGGUUUUCUAACACCAGAACAAAUGGUAGCAAAACUCAUCGUUAUUAAUUUCACCUGAUUAUCAUUAAAGAAAGCUUGUUUCUUUUCUGAAUGAGAUCAAACGGGUGAGUACAGUGUACAGCAGUAAUGGGGCAUAGUAAACAGUUAUUCAAUCUCACAAACUACAGUUGGAACUAUCUGAGUUGUUUGAUAAAUGAUGCUUUUAAAACCUCUAGAGGCAAAUCCUGUGUUUAAUCUUUAUGUUUGAUCUCUUCUCAGUCAGUGUAAUACUAUCUUACCACACUAAACUUCCUGUAUUAUUGCUUGAGGAACCACAUGGCAGUACAGAGGAGUGUGACAUAAGCAGUGUGAAAUGUAGAUUUUAACGCAUGUCUCCACCAUACUGAGAAAAGGUCAAAGGAGACACGGUCACGUCCUCACUGGG